Messenger RNA from Electrophorus electricus (electric eel), 2554 nucleotides. It is a transcript of the gene sgk3, whose product is annotated as serum/glucocorticoid regulated kinase family member 3. Lineage: Eukaryota; Metazoa; Chordata; Actinopteri; Gymnotiformes; Gymnotidae. Gene Ontology annotation, molecular function: ATP binding; protein serine/threonine kinase activity; phosphatidylinositol binding. The record is from RefSeq and is a predicted model, not a curated record. Gene Ontology annotation, biological process: protein phosphorylation.
ACACUGGACAUUUGGUGACCCUGAUGGGGUCUCGCUGCCGUUAUCGCAGCGUCUUUUUGGCAGCCCUCUGGAGGAACAGCAAAAGCCCUCUGAUCCAUCGCACACCGCCUCUGACAUGAUCAGCGGACGGUGGCAGAAUACCUCCUUAGCUCUCUGAUGUUUUUGUUUGUUUGUUUGUAUGUUUGUUUUCUUUUCUGCUCGUUCUGCACAGCACUAGAAUGGAGAUUUUCAGCCGUCUGCCUGAGCCGUGUGCCAAAGCGUAGCACCAGAGAAAGCACUGCUGCACCCAAUUGCCACCCAGUCCGCAGGAGACCUCAGGAUGGAUGAGCAGUCCAGCUGCCCUAAUGUCAGCAUUCCCUGCUACAAUGAGCAGAGGGACAAGAAGAAACGCUACACUGUUUACAAAGUAAUGGUCAGUGUUGGGAGACAUGAAUGGUUUGUCUUCAGAAGAUAUACAGAAUUUGAUAAACUGUACAAUACAUUGAAAAAACAGUAUCCUGCUUUGAAUUUGAAGAUCCCUGCUAAGAGAAUAUUUGGUGACAACUUUGACCCAGAGUUCAUAAAACAGAGAAGAACGGGGUUACAUGAGUUCAUUCAGAAAAUAGUGUCGCAUCCACAGCUCAGCCACCAUCCCGAUGUCCGAGACUUUCUGCAAAUGGAUAAAUGUAAAAACUUCUCGGAUGCCUCAGAGGAUGAAGAUGAUAAGAAUAGCUCCAACUCCAGAAACAUUAACCUGGGGCCAUCUGCUAACCUACAGGCAAAACCCACUGACUUUGACUUUCUUAAAGUCAUUGGUAAGGGGAGCUUUGGAAAGGUUCUCCUUGCAAAGAGGAAACGAGAUGGGAAGUGUUAUGCAAUCAAAGUCUUGCAGAAAAAAGUCAUUCUAAACAGGAGAGAGCAGAAGCACAUAAUGGCUGAGCGUAAUGUGCUGCUGAAGAAUGUGAAGCACCCUUUCCUUGUUGGACUGCACUAUUCCUUCCAGACAACAGACAAGUUAUAUUUCGUCCUGGAUUUCGUAAAUGGCGGAGAACUUUUCUUCCACCUUCAAAAAGAACGAACCUUUCCUGAGCCAAGAGCAAAGUUCUACAUUGCUGAGAUGGCGAGUGCUCUUGGCUACCUGCACUCUCUUAACAUUGUUUACAGGGAUUUGAAACCAGAAAAUAUCCUGCUGGACUCUCAAGGACAUAUAGUCUUGACGGAUUUUGGAUUGUGCAAAGAGGGCAUCUCUCAAGCAGACACAACAACCACGUUUUGUGGGACACCUGAGUAUCUGGCUCCAGAGGUACUAAGGAAACAGCCAUAUGACAACACGGUUGAUUGGUGGUGUCUGGGCUCAGUGCUGUAUGAGAUGCUCUAUGGACUGCCUCCAUUCUAUAGUAGGGACACUCAUGAGAUGUAUGACAACAUACUGCAUAAGGAGCUAACAUUGCGUCCUGGUGCAUCCACGUCAGCCUGGUCCAUCUUGCAAGCUCUUCUGGAGAAGGACCACACCAAGAGGCUAGGAUUCAAGGAGGACUUUAAUGAAGUCAAAAGGCAUAGUUUUUUCUCUUCUAUUAACUGGGAUGAUCUUAUGGCGAAAAAGAUCACACCUCCAUUUAACCCCAGUGUGGAUUCGCAGUAUGACAUUUCAAACUUUGAUCCCGAAUUCACAGAUGAGACUGUUUCCAACUCUGUGUGCAUCUCCACAGAGCACUCCGUCGUCAAUGCCAGUGUCAUGGAGGCUGACGAUGCUUUUCUGGGGUUCUCGUAUGCACCACCUUCAGACGACUCUUUCCUGUAUUAAACAAUAUUAAGAAUGAUGCUGGAACCAUCAGUGCCACAGGAAAUGCCCUUAUUGUAACCAUUCUUCAUGAAAGGGAAGAAUUUGCCCAGUGGAGAAUGCCAACGUAUUGGGUUGUACAGUUUGCUGACUGAAGUGCAUACCCAUAUUGUGAAGCAGGGUGUUUCAGAUCUUUAUUUUUAUCUUCAAACAGCAGAUUUAUAUUUUGUAUUGUAUCACUUACCUUGCCCAAGAUCUAGCUCAGGUAUUGCUGUUUUUCUUCCCAAGAUGAUUUUCUGUGGUGGUUGUUUUGAUGUCAGGGAAGCUUGUGUGAUGCCCUUUGAAAACAGAAUGCCUUUGUCAUGUACAUUCCAUUUUUAUACAUCCCUUAAUGACCUCUAGAGUCUUACCCCUGGGGCAGUCUGUGCAGUUGUCUGUCUGGUUUGUUCUCCUUUCAAAAAUGAAUUAUGUAAAAAUAAUUAUAGAUGUGUAUUGUAUGACUUUUUUUUUUUAAACCAAAGAUACAUUUAUUUGUAAUAACCUCCAAACCCCAAUGAAGUAAGAAUUAAAUGAAUUAAAAGAUUAAGAAAUUGUGGAAUUCCAAAUUAGUAAACCUUGUAAAUAUGUGACCGCACAGACUAAAGUCUUUUAUGUCGCAUAUACAGUCACAAGGUUUUAAAUUGGAGCUACUUUGUUGGCAUGUAUUACAGUGUAAUAGCUCUAACCAUAGAAACCGUCUGGCCCAUAGGGCGAUGGUCUGAAUACACAUUAACAGUAAAAUGUUGCCUUAAAACA